GUCCACAUCACGAUUCCCCGACGCUGUCCUACGUUAUUUACAAUACAUGAGCUUUUCCUUAGGCGCUUAAGGCAUGUAUUGAAAGGGACUAAAAAGAGUAGAUUUUCACAAUUAAACCCUAUCAAAUCAGACACCAGCUAUCUAAAGAAAGACAACACAUAAAAAACUAAGAAAUUGGUUUGGUACUCUUUUUUUUAUUGUUCCCUAUUCUUGUUUCUUUUCGUGGAGUUUGUACUUUGCGAGCUUGGGGCGGCAGUCGUCAUGGUGAUAGAUUCAAUGUGGUGUAGUGAUGUAAUUAUGACUCUCAUCGCUUCUAUAUACUUCCGCGCAGAUGUGGUGCUUCGGAACGAAUUAAUCAAAAGUAGCUUGAAUUUUUCCCCCCCUUUUAGAUUGUUACAGAGGAUAGCAUAUAUUCGCAUUUGAUAAAUUGACCCGUAAUACCUGUUAUUCCACAUGUCUAGUUGCCCGUUAACCUCUCAUUUCCUCUACCUAUAUCCAGAGCUUCCUCUCGGAAGCGUAAUGAAGCGGCACCACCGGAUAGUCAACCUCCAUCCUGCGUAUGGAUCCUCCAAGAAACCCCCAACAGCCUGAUGAUUUGGCACCCACAGGACCUCCGUCAUGGAGGCCAGAUCUUCCCCAUCAUUUCUUACAAGUCGGCUCCGGUGCUGGUCCCACCAUACCGGAAUUCGGGUCUGCAUUACCGCUGCCAGGACAGCAACAACAUCAACAUGAAGGAUUGAGUCAUCUUGCUUCUGCCGCAGCUAUUUCCGGCACAUAUGAUCUGCCAUCUGCGACAUCGCCAUCCAGGACGUCACCAUUGGGUCCACAGGUAUUAAAUCAACCUGGGCCUUCCGCUUUCAUAACUAAUGAAAGCCUCACGCAUGGAGUACCUCCUGAUAGCGCUCAGAGAAGAGAGCAAAUAAGGGCUAAGCGCCGUGUUCCCAAUUCCCAGCGAAAGAGGACUCAAGUAAGUUGCGACGCUUGCAAGACGCGAAGAUGCAAGUGUGUGCGUUUGAAAGUUUCCCCAGAAUCCAAUAAUAACACAACCGCACCUGGUGAACAACCUCCUUGUAAGUUAUGUGUCGAGACCGGGAUUCCGUGUGUGACCACAUUGCCACGAAAGCAACGGGUCUAUGGCAGCGUUGAGAACUUGGAUAAAAGAUAUCGUGCCCUUGAGGCAUUGGUAUUUGGCGUAUUUCCCGAACUAAACUCGAGAGCGACCGCGGAGGAACUAGUGGCAUUUGGGGGGGAGAGAAGGAUACCUAUGCCUGACUUCGGUGAAUCGCCCGACCUGUCUCAGGCUUCGUCGGCCGAAGCUUUUGUGCAGCAGCCGGAGACAUCUCAGACUCCCAAACCAGACCCAGACCCGUCAAAGGAAGCGGAAUACCCGAACCUAAUUAUAGCUGGAACUGACCAUGAAAAGACCAUACUGCCGCCGUCUUACCUCAUGGGAUUUGCGUCAAGGGCGAUUCCACAGCUUCCGCCUGAAUCCCCGAAUACUUCUGCGGACACUUGUGAAGAGAAUACAGGCUUGAUAACCGAUGCUAGUGGCCGACCACAUUACAUUGGAUCGUGUGGAAGUCUUGCUUUCUUUAGCAAAAUGCGCGAUAUCUUUGCACAGAAGUUUUCCGAAGGAGCGAGCUCAGACGAAUCCGCGCGGCCGGGCCAUGACUCUAGAAGUGAUGGUGGGCUCCUUAAAAACAAUCCGUUGACUGCUUCUCUGGGUGGAACUGGUGAUCGUGGGCGACACGUCCCGUCCCCGCCGCAACAGUAUUCUUCCGGUUCAUUAAAUAAAGUUCUAGACCAUCUUGAUGGCGACUCCCCUCCUAAAAUCUGCGAAGAUAUGUUAAAGGACCACCCAAACGACCCAGAGUUUUGGAGGUAUCGCAAACGAGUGUCUCAACUUGACUUGCCCCCUAAAGAGCGAGCAGAUGCCUGUGUUCACGCUUUUUUCCACCACGUUCAUCCCAACUUUAUCUUAUUCCACCGGCUUACUUUCCAGACCGCCUACGAAAAAAUGUGGCGCUGCUGGGAAUCACACAGGGGGAAAAACGCGAAAGGCCGCGUCAGGGAAAUUUCCGUGUCAGUAGGAUGGCUAUGUUGCUUGUAUAUGAUAAUUAUCCUGGGAUCUCGAUCCCUCCCCCAGAAUGCCGACUCAGUCGACUUUCAACGGAAAUGGUUUGGGAAGGUUGAGCAGCUGCCACCACUUCUCGGUACCUCAAGCCUUCCAAACGUAUGCGCAUAUAUGCUCCUCUCGCUAUAUUAUCACAACACCAACGACAGAACUAGCGCAUGGACGCACCACGGAGUAGCUUGCCGACUAGCUAUAGCGCUUGGGAUGCAUCGUGAAAGUGCUUCAGGAAUAUUCGAUCCCGUAGAGAGACAAUCUAGAAAGUUGGCUUGGUGGACAUUGUACGACUUUGAGCAAUUUCUAUGCUGUUCGCUAGGGCGACCCAGUGCGAUUGAUGACCGGGAAAUGGACGUCGGGGUUCCUAAUGAAGAUUAUCUGGACGCGAAUGUUCCUCCCCCUCGGUAUAUAGAGCAUUCGGCUCAACUGAACAUGUUACUCGCUGCAAUUCGACGCGGAAUUUUCGAUCCUGGAUUUGCCCCGGGUAGGAUGUAUGCGCGAGCCUUGGAGUUUUUGGGGGUUGUCUCAGACUGGGAGGAUACAUUACCAAGAGGACUGAGGCCCGUGCCGUAUGAGGCCUCAAAUGGGAAUGACAACCAGUGGAGGAGUGUCCUAUUACUUAAUAUUCGAUAUCAACAUGUGCUCUGCUUCUUGACGCGCCCAUUCCUCUUGGAGACGAUUCAAUCUGCAGAUGGCGAGAUUCCCCUGGGCCCCGAUGCGCCCAAGAUACGAGCUUUAAGCAAAGUCUGUUUAACUGGGGCGAUGCGCUGUGGGAAUUUGAUUGUUAAUUUAUGGCGCGCAGGCCUUAUAAACGGUGUCACAUGGAUAGAUAUCUACUAUGCAUUUACGUCUAGCUUGGAUAUAUCCUUAGCAUUGCUUUCCCCAGAUUCGCUGUGCCAAGACGAAGGCCGGGAGGACAUUGUCAAGCCUCACCUCAUACAGAGUUAUACCAUAGAAGAGAUGCGAAAUGCUGUGAGGCAGCUAUGCGAGGUUAUGUCGACUAUUGAGGUUUGCGGAACCAAUGCUCGGUUUGCAAAGGCAGCGUUCGAGUUUGCGAUUGCUCUGGAAAUUAUCCCAGGGGAGAGUAUUCUCUCCUUAGGCCUGCCCCUGCCCGAGUCGAAGACGAGAGAGCGGCAUAAGAGAUCUAAUGAGGACAGUCCCACAAUCAACGUAGGAAAAGGGGGACAAGGAUUUGUCCAAGGUCAGAGGCAGGGAGAAGAUGAUAGUAAAGUUGACCAAGGCAUGACUGGUAUGCCUGGAUACUACCCUACGGGUGAUAUGAAUAUGAAUUUUCAGGGCAACUUAGUUUAUCCCCCAGUGGACACAAUGGGGGACGUGCGAUGGGAUAUGUGAGUCAGCGCUGCACCAACGCAACACCAAGCUAUUCCGCUUCAUACCUUUUUUUUUAAAAAAAAGCUGAUCCGAAACUUCAUAGGAUACUGCAGCCGUCGCAAUGGAAUGGAGCCGCCAUAAAUAUGGACAUGGACUGGAUGUGGCAAUGCCCAAAUCAAAGCUGGCAUGGUAACGUAUAUGAAGACCAAUAACUCCUAAUGGC
Molecule: messenger RNA, 3683 nt
Organism: Daldinia caldariorum
Lineage: Eukaryota; Fungi; Ascomycota; Sordariomycetes; Xylariales; Hypoxylaceae
Product: fungal-specific transcription factor domain-containing protein
Exons: 1
Coding region: 560-3481 (973 amino acids)
Biological process (GO): DNA-templated transcription; regulation of DNA-templated transcription
Molecular function (GO): DNA binding; zinc ion binding; DNA-binding transcription factor activity, RNA polymerase II-specific
Source: RefSeq, a predicted model, not a curated record